UCCAUAGCGACGAACCAAGCGGCCGUGUUCCGAUCCUGCGGCCCCCUCCAUCCGGGUCUCCGCCGCUGCACCAGGCACAGAAUUUAGAAUUUGAAGAAAUGGCGUUUGCGCCGCCCAAGAACGCAGAGGGAGCCAAACUUCAAACGAAAAUGAGCAUGUGGACGCCACUGAACCACCAGCUCAUGAACGACAAGGUGUUUGAGGAACGAGGAGCUCUGCUUGGAAAGUGGUUUGACAAGUGGUCGGAUUCCCAGAGGCGCCGCGUCCUGUGCGACCUGUUUGAGCGAUGCUGCGUGUCCCAGCUCCGCUUCUGUAACAAUUACCUGCAAGGAAAAGCUCCCAGAGAUACCCUGGAUUUCACUACGAUGCUCCCCAGGGUGCUGAGUCUGUACAUUCUCUCCUACCUGGACCCCCGCAGCCUCUGCCGCUGCGCACAGGUGAGCUGGCACUGGAAGACCCUGGCAGAACUAGACCAGCUGUGGAUGCCCAAGUGCCUGCGCUUUGGUUGGUACAUCAACUUUUCACCGACUCCAUUUGAGCAAAGCAUAUGGAAGAGACAGUACAUAGAGAUGGUAAAUGAGCUGCACAUCACAAGACCCAAGACUCCUCCUCGGGACGAUUUUGUGGUUAUCGACGUCCACCCAAUCGGUAAAGAAGUUUCAGACACAAAGCUGUCGUCUUCCUAUACUCAGCGGUCCGCGUCCGGCAGGUCACAUGACAAGGGGAGUAGAGACCUCCCACCAUGGCGCUCCUCCGACAAACACCCCACCGAUACUAUACGAUUCAACUACCUAGACAACUUCCAUCCCAUCGAGCAAGCCCAACAGGCGAGAAAGGCCAGUCCUGGGACAUCCAUCCUCAACAGGCAGAACACAGAGAAAACGAAGAGGCCAUCAUCCGCUUCCUACAAGCUACGCAAGGCGAAGUCACUGAUCUCGCUUUCAGCUGAAUUUGGAAAGCGUCAAACCAGGCCGAACUGGGCCACGCAGCAGCCCGGAGAAUACCCGGUGACUAAGACAACAGCAAAGGGCCUGGCGCAGAGCACAGUGUGGAACGCUGGGAUACGGCCGGCACCCGUCCGAGCAGGUGUUCCCAAACUGUCUGAGAAGGGAAGGAAAGCCUGUAUCCGGACCUCCAGGAGUUCCCCAACUAUCGCUCUGUUUGAGAGUCAGCCUUGGCAGAUCCCUCCGUCAAACCAUGGAUCAGACGAUGAAUAGGAGGCCUGGAUGUCAUUGUGUGACAUCGCAUACCCUGUUUUUAGAUAGAGGAGUCGGGUCAGUGGACCAAGGUGCCAACGCGGUAAAUCAUUUCUAAGACCUGGUUCCUUCCCCUGUCCACAAAACAUGGCCUCAUCCUGCUUAUUCCCAGAGCCUUAACUCCAAUUUACAUUCCACUGUUCUGCUCCCACAGGUUUUGUCUAUCAUCGGCCAUCCUGGUGACAUCACAUAUCCUUAGGUCCAAUCUACAGUAUAUCCCAUUGUUCUGUUUCCCAGGUAUUGUCUAUCACUGGCCAUCCUGGUGACAUCACAGAUCCUUAGGUCCAAUCUGCAGUAUAUCCCAUUGUUCUGCUCGCCCAGGUACUAUUACCGGCCAUCCUGGUGACAUCACAGAGCCUUAGGUCCAAUCUAUAGUAUAUCCCAUUCUUCUGCUCGCCCAGGUACUAUCAUCGGCCAUCCUGGUGACAUAACAGAGCCUUAGGUCCAAUUAACAGUAUAUCCCAUUGUUCUGCUCACCCAGGUGUUGUCUAUCACCGGCCAUCCUGGUGACAUCACAGAGCCUUAGGUCCAAUCUACAGUAUAUCCCAUUGUUCUGCUCGCCCAGGUGCUAUUUUUGUUUCCCCCAGCACCCUGAAUGAUAACAGUAACCAGAUUUAAAUCCCACACAAUAUUAGAAUUCAGAGAUCUCGGUUACAUAUAUUUGCGCAAAUGUAUGAAUAAGCCCCAAAGCCGCAUCAAGGCGUCUCUGUAUAUUUGGGGUCCCUAGCGCUAUAUCUAGGUGCAUGGUGUGGCACCCCAAAGCACCAGCAUAAGCCAGAAAGCCCAGGGCAGCAUACCAGUGAAAAAACUAUAAUGUUAAUAAAUUAGUGUGAGGAAGCCGAAGCUAUAAAGAAAGUGAUACAAAAAUGAGAUGUAAUUAAAAUGGAGAAACAGUGUUAAAGACAUUAGUAUGUGAAAAGUGUUAAUAGAAUGUAAAGGUAUGCCACACUAAAGCCAUCCAGCUCAGGCAGUCCAGAGGCACCACACCCCUCCCUUUCAAGCACCUGAAUGAUAUCACUAAGCUAAUUGAGCAUGUGCUACUAUAUAUGACUAUCACCGGCCAUCCUGGUGACAUCACAGAGCCUUAGGUCCAAUCUACAGUAUAUCCCAUUGUUCUGCUCCCCGAGGUGUUGUCUAUCACUGGCCAUCCUGGUGACAUCACAGAGCCUUAGGUCCGAUCUGCAGUAUAUCCCAUUGUUCUGCUCCCCCAGGUGUUGUCUAUCACUUGCCAUCCUGGUGACAUCACAGAGCCUUAGGUCCGAUCUGCAGUAUAUCCCAUUGUUCUGCUCCCCGAGGUGUUGUCUAUCACCGGCCAUCCUGGUGACAUCACAGAGCCUUAGGUCCAAUCUAAAGUAUAUCCCAUUGUUCUGCUCGCCCAGGUGUUGUCUAUCACUUGCCAUCCUGGUGACAUCACAGAGCCUUAGGUCCGAUCUGCAGUAUAUCCCAUUGUUCUGCUCCCCGAGGUGUUGUCUAUCACCGGCCAUCCUGGUGACAUCACAGAGCCUUAGGUCCAAUCUACAGUAUAUCCCAUUGUUCUGCUCGCCCAGGUGUUGUCUAUCACUGGCCAUCCUGGUGACAUCACAGAGCCUUAGGUCCAAUCUACAGUAUAUCCCAUUGUUCUGCUCGCCCAGGUGUUGUCUAUCACUUGCCAUCCUGGUGACAUCACAGAGCCUUAGGUCCGAUCUGCAGUAUAUCCCAUUGUUCUGCUCCCCGAGGUGUUGUCUAUCACCGGCCAUCCUGGUGACAUCACAGAGCCUUAGGUCCAAUCUACAGUAUAUCCCAUUGUUCUGCUCGCCCAGGUGUUGUCUAUCACUGGCCAUCCUGGUGACAUCACAGAGCCUUAGGUCCAAUCUACAGUAUAUCCCAUUAUUCUGCUCGCCCAGGUGUUGUCUAUCACUGGCCAUCCUGGUGACAUCACAGAUCCUUAGGUCCAAUCUGCAGUAUAUCCCAUUGUUCUGCUCGCCCAGGUACUAUCAUCGGCCAUCCUGGUGACAUCACAGAGACUUAGGUCCAAUUUACAGUAUAUCCCAUUCUUCUGCUCCCCCAGGUAUUGUCUAUCACUGGCCAUCCUGGUGACAUCACAGAUCCUUAGGUCCAAUCUGCAGUAUAUCCCAUUCUUCUGCUCGCCCAGGUGUUGUCUAUCACCAGCCAUCCUGGUGAUAUCAUAGAGCCUUAGGUCCAAUCUACAGUAUAUCCCAUUGUUCUACUCCCCCAGGUGUUGUCUAUCACUGGCCAUCCUGGUGACAUCACAGAGCCUUAGGUCCAAUCUACAGUAUAUCCCAUUCUUCUGCUCGCCCCAGGUGUUGUCUACAUUCUGACAAUGCUUUAUUCUUCAGUAAUGAGAAUAUGAUAGUAUUCCAGUUUCAAACCAGUUUCAUAAAAAUAUACUGAUGACCCCCCUGCAAAACAGCCAGCCAAUCAUUCAUUCAUUCUGUUUUUUUUCUGGUACACGUUGGAUGUCAUUCGUUAUACAUCACUGGUAAUUAAUGUUAUGACAGGUUGCCAGGCUGUAUAGUGAUCCCAGGGCGUUUGCACCAUUUCCAAGUGUGAUGGAUCUGGUGUAAGAUAGCUCAGAUAACAGCCCUAACACACUAAUAAUGUAACUAAAUCUCCACUUACAUUGCCCGGUGACCCGUCCUCGGCCGGUCACCUUGGGGCCCUUGUCUUGUACGAUUACGCUUAAUGGAUUAGUUGAACUUUCCCCUCAUGUCAGAAAACUGGACAGAAAACUUUUCAUCCUCCUCCUUCGUCAUUGAGACCGAAAAAACAUUAAUUAAACUCAACGUUGUACUUUA
Pseudophryne corroboree (corroboree frog) is the source of this 4051-nucleotide messenger RNA. RefSeq names its product F-box protein 16 (gene FBXO16). Gene Ontology annotation, molecular function: protein binding. The transcript is spliced from 9 exons. Lineage: Eukaryota; Metazoa; Chordata; Amphibia; Anura; Myobatrachidae. The record is from RefSeq and is a predicted model, not a curated record. Bases 99 to 1217 code for a protein of 372 amino acids.